Benincasa hispida (wax gourd) is the source of this 1645-nucleotide messenger RNA. RefSeq lists its product as uncharacterized. The record is from RefSeq and is a predicted model, not a curated record. Gene Ontology annotation, cellular component: nucleus. NCBI's taxonomy places the organism in Eukaryota, Viridiplantae, Streptophyta, Magnoliopsida, Cucurbitales, Cucurbitaceae. Gene Ontology annotation, molecular function: DNA-binding transcription factor activity; sequence-specific DNA binding.
UCAUCCAUUCAAAGGCCACAUUUUCCUGUUAGUUUCAAAGGGCAAAAUGCUACUUUCUCUUCCUCUCUCCCACUCUCUCUCUAGUCUUCCAUUUCCAUUCCAAUGAUUCUUCUUCAGCAAAAUUACUUCACCCAUUUUUCCCUUCUGAAUUUCUGAAAAUUCUCCUCUUUUCUUUUUUGGGAUCAUCAAAAACCCAAAAACCCAAAGCCCAAAAAAAAAAGUGGGUUCCUUGUUUCCACUACAAUUCAGAAUCUCAACUGGAAUUUGAACUGCCUUUCAUGGAGAAGAACCCAUGGAUUCCAAUGCCACAGAAACGCUUAACAAACCCUUUCUCAAUCCAAUUCUAGAACAACAUGCAACACGAAGAACCAGAAUGGGAAUCAAGAGGAUCGGAGGUGAGAUCUUACAAGUCCCCGGCGCCGGCCUCGUCGUCCGAUCCACUGCCCGGAAGGACCGCCACAGCAAAGUUUAUACGGCCAAAGGCCUUCGCGACCGUCGUGUUCGUUUAUCUGCUCAUACCGCCAUUCAGUUCUAUGACGUUCAAGACCGAUUGGGUUACGAUCGUCCAAGUAAAGCCGUCGAUUGGCUAAUCAAAAAGGCUAAAUCCGCCAUUGAUAAGCUCUCUGAUCUCUCCCCUUGUAAUCCAAAUGCUCGUUCCUCUGUUCCUACAGAAACAGAGCUAAAUGGAAUUGAUGUUCUUACAGUCACAGACCGAUCUGAGUCUUUUAAGAAUCACGAUUUCUUGUUUCAAAGCCAAUUUAGUGAGAACUUGAUUCCGCCGUUACCGGUUGAAUCUGGCGUUGGUUUACAGAGCUGUCAGAAUUUAGGGCUAUCUCUUCAAACCCAAAAUUCUCCCCAAAAUGUUCUUCAUCAUCAUCAUCAUCAUCAUCAUCAGACGGUUUUUUACACCGCUAGUUCGGGAAAUUCUGGUCCUGGAUUUGACGAUGGAUUUGAGAAAAUUGUGGCCUGGAACAGUAAUGUCUUCGGUUCGAUUCCGGUUUUUAACCAAAGCUCCGGUGCGUUCCCGCAGAGGGGCCCCCUUCAGUCCAGCCUUGAAUCUCCGGUGCCGCAUUACACUUGGAAUGAUCUCUCCGUCGUCUCUGCUGGAAAACGCCAUACAAAUCCGAUUAAUGAGCAGUCUUCGCCAUCGAUUCCCCCGUUCAUCUCCGACGGGUUGCCGCAUCUUGACGUCCAUGGACGGUUUCAGAGCCACGGCGACGGUGAAAAAGCUUCCUCUCAUUCUUCUUCGUAUUCCCGCUGCUGAUUCGUCGGAAGUUCGAACUCUGUUUUUCUCUCAAAUGGAAUAUUCCGGCGGAGCUUUCAGGUAUUGUUUUUUUGUUUUUUUUUACUGUUUCCUCCGUUUUUGCAGUGUGUUUUUUGUUUUUGUUUUUUUUUUUUUGGGCGGCGGGAUUUCUGAAUGAGGAUGAAAUUGAUGGUGGCGAAAUUGAGGAAGAAGAAGAUUUUAUGAUCUCCAUUACAACAUUUUCUGUUUUGUUUUUCUAUACCUUUGAUUUUGAGUUUAAUUUUAUUAUACUUUAGAUAUUAUGAGUUUAAUUUGUGAAACAAUUUGUUAUUAAUGUUGUAUCUUGAAGUUAAUUAGCGGGUAAUUUCUCUUUUUAAUUCUAAAUAUCACUAUUUUGAUUGA